Messenger RNA from Cynoglossus semilaevis (tongue sole), 2117 nucleotides. RefSeq names its product interleukin-1 receptor-associated kinase 4 (gene irak4). Gene Ontology annotation, biological process: protein phosphorylation; signal transduction. The record is from RefSeq and is marked provisional. Lineage: Eukaryota; Metazoa; Chordata; Actinopteri; Pleuronectiformes; Cynoglossidae. Gene Ontology annotation, molecular function: ATP binding; protein serine/threonine kinase activity; magnesium ion binding.
ACAACUUGGGAAAAAACGCCUUUUGUUUGACAGAUUUCUGCUUUCUGUGUACUUUUACUACACUGAAUUAAGCGCUACUUCUUUUCGUGUCAGUAGUGAAGUAUGCUACUGUAGGCGUGGGAUACUUUACACGCUGUUUUUAUUUUAAAACUGUUCCGUGUCUUUGGUAUGAAUAACUCGGUAACUUCCGCUACUUACCUUCGUAACAUCGGCUACAGUUUACGUCGUCAGUUGUCAGAUUUCCUCGAUCCUCAGGAGAGAUGGAGGGAAGUGUGUGUGUCCAUACGGAAGCCGAGUGGAGAAAUGAGGUAUACGCAACUCCACCUCAGGAGGUUUGAAGGGGUUGUUGCACAGAGGAAAAGUCCAACCAUGGAGCUGCUGAAUGACUGGGGAACCACUAACAGCACAGUGGGGGACCUCGUGGACAUUUUGAGGAGCCUCAAGUUAUUUGCUGCUGCUUCUCUUCUGCUCCCUGACACCGUGGGAGUAGUUGGCUCAGAGGAGACACAGAUCCUUCCCUCAGCAGCAACACACUGUGAAUUUCCAACAACACCACUGGAUAUGAAAGCAACACAGCUGAUGUCGCCUGUCAUCCCCGUUCAACCCCUGCAGACCUCUCCAAAGCUCAGAAGUCAAGAUAAACAAGGUUUCUACAGCUUCACAUACGAAGAACUGAUGGAGAUUACUGGUAACUUUGACGACCGGCCCGUGUCAGGUGGUGGCGGCAGACUCGGAGAAGGAGGUUUUGGCACCGUGUAUAAAGGCCUUAUAAAUGAAAAACCUGUGGCUGUGAAAAAGCUCACUCCAAUGGAGGACAUUUCAGUAGAUGAGCUGCAGAUUCAGUUUCAACAAGAAAUUCAAACCCUGAAGGUGCUGAAACAUGAAAAUCUGGUGGAUUUGAUUGGAUUUUCCUGUGAUGGACAACAUCCAUGUUUGGUUUAUGCCUUCAUGGCCAACGGUUCUUUGCUGGACCGUCUAGCGUGCCUAGACAAUAGUCUUCCUCUGACCUGGAGACAGAGAUGCUCCAUAGCUGAAGGGACAGCGAGAGGCUUAGAAUAUUUGCACCGCAACCAUCACGUCCACAGAGAUGUGAAAAGUGCGAAUAUUCUGUUAGAUGAAACAUUAAUGGCCAAAAUCUCCGACUUUGGCCUCACAAGAGCAUCAACCAAAGGAACGUCAACAACCAUGAUGACAGAGAGGAUUGUGGGUACUUGUGCAUACAUGGCACCUGAGGCUCUGAGAGGAAAGAUCACACCAAAGUCAGAUAUCUUCAGCUUCGGAGUGGUGCUUCUAGAAAUAUUGUCUGGACUCCCGCCAGCCAAUGAGAACCGAGAGCCACAGUUUUUGAUGGAGUUCAGGUACGAUAUUGACGACGAAAGCGAGGAUCUGACUCUGGAGGAAUUCAUAGACAAAAAGAUGAGCGACUCGGAGCUGAGGCAGGUGGAGACCAUCUACUCAUUAGCUUGUAACUGCCUCAAUGACAGGAAGGACAGACGGCCAGUCAUCCAACAGGUUCUGUCAGAAAUUGAAGGCGUCGUUGAAAGCAUUUCAACAACUUUUCACACAUAACGAAGGAAACUUCUGGAAUGAACAGAAAAAUAUUGAAAUGUAAUUUUUUCUGAUAUUUUACAGGCGUUGUUUUUGCACUAUUUUUGUAUUUCAUGUACUGUUUUGCAAUACACCAAUGUAAUUUAAACACCACGCAGAAGAAGGGCGUUCGGUGGAUUUACAGCCUUACAGCUAAAAGAUCAACAGUUUGAUACUUGUUGGUAACUGACCGUCUUUCAGUAUGGAGUUGGUGAACUUUGGUAUCCACCAACACAACUAGGUUAUUUAAUUUCUCUAAAUUGACUGAGUAUGAGUGUGAAUGGCUGUUUAUCUCUAAGCUCUAUGUGUGAUGGACUGAUGCACGGGCCACAGAUGGCUGCUGGGAUUGGCUCCAGCUUCCCUCUGACUCGAAAGGGAUUAAGAUGUAGGAAAUGAAUGAAUAAUUUAAUUAUAAACAUUGGAAUUGGAAUCGCUGUAAAAUAUGGUUAGAGAACUGAACAUUAUUUGUGUGUUUGUCUGGUAUCCUCAUUUUUCUUUCCAGAAAUGCAUUUUAAUUAAAAAAAAGCAAC